Phalacrocorax carbo (great cormorant) is the source of this 2271-nucleotide messenger RNA. The record is from RefSeq and is a predicted model, not a curated record. Lineage: Eukaryota; Metazoa; Chordata; Aves; Suliformes; Phalacrocoracidae.
GUGCGGAAGGGAGCGGGACCCGCCGCUGGUGCCCGGUGCGGAGCGGAGCGACCGGGACCCGCCGCGGGGCAGAGCCGGCCGGGCGGGGGGAGCCCCGGGGGGCGGCUUUUCGGUGUGGGCUUUUCGCCUUGCUGCGCCGGCGGGGUGCGGAGAGCGAGCCGCUGAGCGGGGUAGCGCGGGGGUUCGGGUGGGAAACCCAGGCAGCUCCCCUCUGGGUGUGUUUCUGGGGGUUGUUUUGGGGGUUUUGUUGCGUUUGGGUUUUGGGGUUUUGCUUGGUUGGGUUUUUUUUUUUUGUUGCUUUGUUUUUUAAUAGGGCACGGAGGAAAACGUUAGUGCACAAUGCUGAAAUCGGUGAUCUGGUCGCUGAGGCAGGUAUCUGAAAAGCGGCAGUCACUGGAGCCGCUACAUUACUGUCGUUCUUCGUGCUAGCGUGAGGUUUAUGUGCCUUUGGGAGGAAGGUCACUUUUUACCCACCCCCCCCCAAUCCCACCCUCUUUUCGCGAAGCCGUGCAUCAGCAGCAUGAAUUCCAAGAAGCAGUAGGUGUUUCUUGGCAUUUCAACUGGGAUUUUGGAAAGGGAAGCAGGGUAUUUAAUGGGGAAAAAAAAAAAAUUGCAAUGGAAGGAAGGGAUGCGGAGGCUGCGCGCAGCCCUGGGUUUGCAGGCGUGUGGAAGUUGUUGAAAUAGGUGAAGGGUUGAAAUCGGCAUUUGGAAAAUGGUGACUGUUUCUUUAGUUACUUGUGUGAUGGACGAAUAUAAGGGAAAAUGGGGCCACUAAGAAUUUUUCCUGUGUUGCGGUUUGCUGUCAGCAGAAGCGUAAGAACAAAGUGAGCAGCUGCACCUUUACCAAAGCAACCACCUGCGUUCCUCCUCUCCACUGGAAUGGACAAUGGGAUGGUCUCUGGCUUUAUCAUGAUCAAAAACUUCUUCCUCUUCUGCGUUUCCAUGAGUUUAGCCAGCCACUUUGGCUUCUCGCAAACACCAACAGCAUCAGGAAAAGAGGAUACCAAUGAUAACAUCACUAUAUUCACCAGGAUCUUGGAUGGUCUGCUGGACGGCUACGACAACCGACUGCGCCCGGGACUGGGAGAGAGAAUAACUCAGGUGAAAACAGACAUCUAUGUUACCAGUUUUGGUCCUGUGUCAGACACGGAAAUGGAAUACACCAUUGACGUUUUUUUCCGACAAAGCUGGAAAGAUGAAAGGCUGCGAUUCAAAGGACCUAUGCAACGCCUCCCUCUUAACAACCUGCUCGCCAGCAAGAUUUGGACCCCGGACACUUUUUUCCACAAUGGCAAGAAGUCCAUUGCUCACAACAUGACAACCCCAAACAAACUUCUGCGCCUGGAGGAUGACGGCACUCUGCUGUAUACCAUGAGAUUGACCAUCUCUGCUGAAUGUCCCAUGCAGCUUGAAGAUUUCCCAAUGGAUGCACAUGCUUGCCCAUUAAAAUUUGGAAGCUAUGCUUACCCCAAUUCUGAAGUGAUCUAUGUGUGGACUAAUAGCACCACAACAUCUGUGGUGGUGGCUGAAGAUGGUUCACGGCUUAACCAGUACCACCUGAUGGGACAAACUGUAGGGACUGAAAACAUCAGUACCAGUACAGGCGAAUAUACUAUUAUGACAGCCCAUUUUCAUCUGAAAAGAAAAAUUGGUUAUUUUGUCAUCCAGACGUACCUUCCUUGCAUUAUGACUGUGAUCUUAUCGCAAGUGUCGUUUUGGCUAAACAGAGAAUCUGUCCCUGCUAGGACUGUCUUUGGAGUAACAACAGUCCUCACCAUGACCACCUUAAGUAUCAGUGCCCGUAACUCUUUGCCAAAAGUGGCCUACGCUACUGCAAUGGACUGGUUUAUAGCUGUCUGCUAUGCUUUUGUAUUUUCUGCAUUGAUUGAAUUUGCAACAGUCAACUAUUUCACCAAGAGGAGUUGGGCAUGGGAUGGCAAAAAAGCCCUGGAAGCUGCUAAAAUCAAGAAAAAAGAGCGCGAAUUGCUGGGAAAUAAAUCAACUAAUACUUACAGCACUGGGAAGAUGACCCCUGCACCAAACAUGCCAAAGGACUCAGCCCCAUCUGUCAUCUCGAACACUGCAUCUGCUCCAGUGAAGUCUGCAGAAGAAAAGCCCGCUGAAAGCAAAAAGACUUACAACAGCAUCAGUAAGAUUGACAAAAUGUCCCGGAUAAUUUUUCCAGUGCUGUUUGGAACUUUUAACUUAGUUUACUGGGCCACAUAUUUGAAUAGGGAGCCUGUUAUUAAAGGUGCCAAUUCUCCAAAAUAA